UUUGCGCGUAAAAUACUUGCGCUGAGUUCCUUAGUGCACUAUUCUGAAGACAGCGGAGUCUCUAAGUGGGCAUUAGACAGACUACAGUUAUGUAGUGUGUGCGUAAGUGCGGCUGGCACACUUUCACAUUUGUUUUGGCACAAGGAUCUGCAGUCCUUUGCGUAAUGCAUUAGCGAGUAAUUCAGUGGUUUUCUAGUAACUUUGGGUCCACAAUAGCAAAAAUGGAUCCUUUAUUCAAUAUCACUGAUGUGUCAAACUGGACCAACAGCCCAAACGACACCAAUAACGGAACUGUUUACUGGAACCAGUUUGUGCAACCAGUGUGGAGAAUUGUCCUGUGGGCCAUUGCGUACAGCUGUAUAGUGAUCGUGUCUGUGGUAGGUAAUGUUACAGUAAUCUGGAUUAUUAUGGCGCAUAAACGCAUGAGGACUGUCACCAACUAUUUUCUGCUGAACCUGGCGUUUGCCGAAGCCUCCAUGUCCGCCUUCAACACAGUCAUCAACUUCACCUACGCCGUGCACAAUGAAUGGUACUUCGGAUUGGUCUACUGUCGCUUCCAUAACUUCUUUCCGAUUGCUGCUGUCUUUGCCAGUAUCUACUCGAUGACUGCCAUCGCUCUGGACAGGUACAUGGCCAUCAUCCACCCCCUGCAGCAGCGCAUGUCGUCCACAGAGACCAAGGUGGUGGUGGGUGUGAUCUGGGUGCUGGCUCUGCUGCUGGCUUUCCCCCAGUACUACUACUCCAACACGGACGAGCUCCCCGGCCGGGUGGUGUGUUACAUCGACUGGCCCGAAUACGAGGUGUGCGACUUCAAAAAGAUGUACUAUGUAUGUGUGGCCAUCCUCAUCUACUUCCUUCCUCUGCUGGUGAUGGGCUGUGCUUAUCUGGUGGUGGGUCUGACACUGUGGGCCAGUGAGAUCCCUGGAGACUCCUCUGACCGCUACAAGGAGCAGCUGACCGCUAAACGUAAAGUGGUGAAGAUGAUGAUCGUGGUGGUGUGUACGUUUGCCUUCUGCUGGCUGCCCUACCACGUCUACUUCCUGCUGCACCAGUUCUUUCCUGACAUGUUUGAGGAGAGGUUCAUCCAGCAGUUCUACCUGGCCAUCAUGUGGCUGGCCAUGAGCUCCACCAUGUACAACCCCAUUAUCUACUGCUGCCUCAAUGACAGGUUCCGUGCUGGUUUUAAACAGGCCUUCCGCUGCUGCCCAUGUGUCCCUCGUGGUUCUUACGAAGGCCUGGAACUCAAGUCCACCCGCUAUCUUCAGUCUCAAACCAGUGUGUACAAGGCCAGCAGGACGGAGACGACCGUUUCCACUGUUCUGCAGAUCGGGGAUGAAGUAGAGCCGCCCAAGCAUAAGGCUGUAGCUGGUCCAGGGACAGGUGUUGUUGGGGCCAGACCACAUAGCUCUUCCUUGGAUCUCACCUCGAACGGGUCGUCCUCCCGGAGCGUGUCGAAAACAGUGUCGGAGACGUCCAGUUUCUACUCUAGUAACAACCUUCAAGAAUAG
Sphaeramia orbicularis (orbiculate cardinalfish) is the source of this 1508-nucleotide messenger RNA. RefSeq names its product tachykinin receptor 1a (gene tacr1a). The transcript is spliced from 5 exons. Gene Ontology annotation, molecular function: substance P receptor activity. Bases 222 to 1508 code for a protein of 428 amino acids. Gene Ontology annotation, cellular component: sperm midpiece; plasma membrane. The record is from RefSeq and is a predicted model, not a curated record. Gene Ontology annotation, biological process: G protein-coupled receptor signaling pathway; positive regulation of flagellated sperm motility. NCBI's taxonomy places the organism in Eukaryota, Metazoa, Chordata, Actinopteri, Kurtiformes, Apogonidae.